CAAGCGGGAAAAUAGGCUUAACCUAACCUAACUUUACUCGGCCCAUUGGUAAUUGCUGUUAUAUUUUACAAAAAAAUACGAAGUUUUUACUGUUCAGCCGUUCGGAAUUAUUCCAAAACAUUCCAUGUGGCCAUGUGCAUCGACAUUUGUAAUAUAUUGAAUUAAUUAGUUUUAUGUCUUAGCGUUACCUAUAUUAUAUGAAAUAUUAGGUCAUAUUUCAAUACCAUACAUAUUGUCCAAUAUUCUCUAUCACUGCACUGAUAAUUUGAAUCAACUACAAUAAACAAGUGUUCUAUGUGAGUAAAAAAAAAUGGAUACUUUAUUUGAAAAUGGUUUAAAUCAAGUUUUGGAAUUCGAUGAAUGUGAACAAACAAAUUUUAAAAAUAAUGUUCACUGUUUUAAGAUACUAGAAGACUUACAAUCUUUACGCAAAAGUGAAGUUUUAUGUGAUAUUAGAAUCGAAGCAGAUGACGGUAAAAUAGUAUUUGCACAUAAAAAUGUUUUAAUGGCAUCUAGUCCAUAUUUCUGUGGAAUGUUUAGUAAUUUUUAUGAGAGCAAUAAAGAUGUUGUAAAUAUAAGAGAAUUAGAUUCAACUGUUUUACAACUAUUAGUUGACUAUAUUUAUACUGGAGAAAUUAUGGUCACAAAAGAAAAUGUACAGGUUUUAUUACCAGCUGGAAACCUCUUACAGUUAGAUUUUGUAAAUCAUGCAUGUACUGCUUUUUUACAAAAACAACUGGAUGCAUCUAAUUGUCUUGGUAUCAGAGCAUUUGCUGACUUACAUAACUGUACGGAAUUGUUAUCAAGAUCUGAAGCAUUAAUAAAAAAAGAGUUUUUAGAAGUGAUUAAGAGUGAUGAGUUCUUAUCUUUAUCGUCUGAAGAAGUGGUUAAGCUUAUCUCCUGUAGUGACAUUAAUGCUCCAUCAGAAGAAAAAAUAUUUGAUUGUGUUGUUAAAUGGGUAAAACAUGAUUUGGAUUUGAGAAAAGAUUUUUUGCCAGAAUUAAUGGAACAUGUACGUUUGCCAUUACUAGCAUCUAGGCCUGGUAUAUUAUUUAGUAUAGUUAACGAACCUCUUCUAAAGAAUAGUCAGAAAUGUAAUGAUUAUGUAUCUGAAGCAUUACGUUUUAAUCCACAAACAUCGGUUCAGCAUUUCGACAUUUCAAAAAUGAUCAGGUGUCAACCCAGACAGUUUGGUGGCUCACAAAAAGUUAUUCUAAUGUUCAAUUGGUCAGAUACAUUUCCAAAGUGUUAUACAGAAUGGUAUGACCCAGUUACCCAAUUACGAAAGAAUGCACCAGAGAUAAGUGAUUUUCAUGAGAUGGCUGGUCUAGGUGUAAUGAAAAAUAAGUUUGUUUUUGCUUUGGGAGGUGUGAAUAGAUCAUGUUCUCAAUCUGUUAGAAUGCUUGAUGUAUCUUCACAAUCACCAUGUUGGAUACCAAUUGUCAACAUGUUAGUUUGUAGAAAACUCCCUGGAGUUGGUGUAUUGGAUAAUUGUAUAUAUGCAGUUGGCGGAUAUGAUGGCAUCAGUUCAUUAAAUAGUGUAGAGGUAUUCAAUGUUACUUAUCAAAAAUGGCGUAUGGUGUCAAGUAUGACGAUUGUGAGACGUAAUUUGGGUGUUGGUGUACUUAAUAAUCGUUUAUACGCGGUUGGAGGUGCUAAUGGUACAUUUAUGUUCAAAUCUGUUGAAUGUUAUGAUCCCAGUAUUAACAAAUGGACACCAGUUUCGGAUAUGUCUGUUUGCCGCAGUGGUGUUGGUGUAGGUGUCUUGGACGGUGUUAUGUAUGCUAUUGGUGGUUUUAAUGGAUCUGUGGAUCUUAAAAGUGCUGAAAUCUAUAGACCAUGUGAUGGAGUUUGGUCUUCUAUUUCUGACAUGCAUUUCUCCCGAUACAGGCCUGGAGUAGUUGCGUUAAAUGGUUUAUUGUAUGUUAUUGGUGGAGAACCUGAAGAAUCUAUUCAUCAUACUGUAGAAAUUUAUAAUCCCCACACCAAUACUUGGACAUUGAAGAUAUUGUCGAGCCGUGGACGAAUUUAUGGUGGUGUUGUAGUUGAUAAACCACCAAUGUUUUUGACAAAUUAGCUUACAUAAUGGUCUCAUUGUUGGACAUUAUGAUGUACACAUAAUUAUACAUAAAUUAAUGUGAAAAAUUAAAUGUUGCUCUUUAAAUAAAUGUUUGAUAAAAAGGUUUUUGAA
Messenger RNA from Acyrthosiphon pisum (pea aphid), 2191 nucleotides. RefSeq names its product kelch-like protein 2. The transcript is spliced from 11 exons. Gene Ontology annotation, molecular function: protein binding. The record is from RefSeq and is a predicted model, not a curated record. The coding region runs from base 311 to 2077 and encodes 588 amino acids. NCBI's taxonomy places the organism in Eukaryota, Metazoa, Arthropoda, Insecta, Hemiptera, Aphididae.